This is a messenger RNA of Papaver somniferum (opium poppy), 1569 nucleotides long. RefSeq lists its product as uncharacterized. The coding region runs from base 1 to 1569 and encodes 522 amino acids. The transcript has 4 exons. The record is from RefSeq and is a predicted model, not a curated record. Gene Ontology annotation, molecular function: RNA-DNA hybrid ribonuclease activity; nucleic acid binding. Lineage: Eukaryota; Viridiplantae; Streptophyta; Magnoliopsida; Ranunculales; Papaveraceae.
AUGCCUAUUGAUGCUGAUUUGUUCAAUUAUGAUCAUAACAGCAUUUCUUCGGAUGAUAGUCAGCGAAUGGAUGAAAUUCCUACUAUGGAAGAGAUAAAGGAAGCUGUUUUUGAUCUUGGCGCUGAUAGUACACCUGGCCCUGAUGGUUUCUCGAGUUGUUUCUAUAGGCAUUGUUGGGAGGUGAUUCAACAAGACCUAUUCAACGCUAUUACUUAUUGCUGGCAAGAUAAAAUAAUUCCUCAAGGGAGGAACAUUCAUGAAAACAUUAGCGUGGCGUCGGAGAUGGUAAAUGAUCUUAAAACUAAACGUAAAGAUGGAAAUGUGGGUCUUAAACUUGACAUCACGCAAGCCUUUGACACGGGCAACAUGAAGAGUUUGCAUAAUCUUCUUUCUUUGCUUGGUAAGUAUCAAUCGGCCUCAGGGCAAACUGUUUGUCGUGAAAAGAGUAAGGUUUACUAUGGUGGUGGUUCUUUGAGUCGUUGUAGAACAAUCACAAAUUUACUUGGUAUGGAAGUGACUACUUUUUCGGACAAGUAUUUAGGUGUUCAAAUUAUGCCCGGUGUUGUUAAAUAUCGUCACAUUAGCAAUGUGAUUGAUAAAAUUAAGAAACAACUUUCUGUUUGGAAGGGGAAGUUACUUUAUUUUCAAGACAUAAUAGUUCUUAUUAAUUCGGUGAUUACAAGUUAUGCCAUUCACAACAUGGCGGUUUAUAAAUGGACUAAGAAGUUCAUCCAACAAGUUGAAAGGGUUAUUCGUAAUUUCCUUUGGUCUGGAGAUGCUGAGAUAGCAAGGAAAUUUGUUGUUGGUUUUCCUAAGGUUUGUUGUCCCUUGAAAGAAGGUGGUUUGGGUAUUACUAGCAUGGCAGUCACUAACAAGGCGCUUCUCAUGAAGUUUUGGUGGUGUAUUCGUGCUUCUAACAAGAAAUGGGCACGUUUCUUAUGGGCAAAAUAUACUACUAGGCAGGGUAAAAUUAAGCAAUAUGGUGUGAAGUCUUCAAUUCUUCCGGGCAUUAAAUUGGUUCAUACCAUUGUGGACAUAAAUACCAAGGUUCUACUCGGUGAUAGGAGGUCUACUUCUCUUUAUUUUGAUGUUUGGUAUGGUAAUGAAAGCAUAGCUGAUAUACUUGGUGACAUUGAACUUGAUAGUUCAGUCAUGGUUAGUGUUGUUAUUGUUAAUAAUGCAUGGCAGGUACACGGAAUUCAUGCUCAAAACUUGAUACGGGAUGGUGUUGAUCUUAAUAACCUACCAGAUUUGCAAGGGAGAGCUGACAGCAGAAUUUGGAUGCCUGAGCUUCUAGAAGAUUCACUAGAUGAGCUUCUUUUGUGUUUUGAUGGGGCGGCCAAAGGUAACCCUGGUAUGGCUGGUGCGGGAGUUGUAGUACGGGAUCAUGAUUGCAAUUUUGUAUGUGCCAUGAGCAUUGGACUGGGAAGAACUAAUAACUUUUUGGCGGAUCUUUACGGGGUGAUUGUUGGUUUGGAAUGGGCUAGGAAGUGGGUUGUUAGAAAAGUCUUGGCACGCUCUGAUUCAGUUGGCGCUAUUAUGGCCUUUUCAAAUUCUAAUGUGCCCUGA